This is a messenger RNA of Histoplasma capsulatum G186AR, 675 nucleotides long. RefSeq lists its product as uncharacterized. The transcript is spliced from 2 exons. Bases 1 to 675 code for a protein of 224 amino acids. NCBI's taxonomy places the organism in Eukaryota, Fungi, Ascomycota, Eurotiomycetes, Onygenales, Ajellomycetaceae. The record is from RefSeq and is a predicted model, not a curated record. Gene Ontology annotation, molecular function: acyltransferase activity, transferring groups other than amino-acyl groups.
AUGUCCCUCACACUCUCAAACGCGGAGGAAUGCGAUGUAGGCGACAUCGCAGAUAUCCAUUUAGCAUCGUUCGGUGAGAACAUGAUGCUUCAGGCGCAAUUCCCAACACCCGCCCUACGUGCAGGAUUACGAAUCUCGUUGAUGGAGAAAGCCCGUGAAGAAAUUCGCGAUCCGCAAUGGGCUGUGUUAGUCGUUCGCAAUCAAAAUGAGAUCAUUAGCUUUGCGAAAUGGAUGCGACCUGUCCUUGAUGCCGACUCGUAUGUUGAGGUUGCUUGGCGAUGGCCCGAAGGCACCAGGAUGGACAUCCUGAAUGAAUGGGCUAGAAAAGUGGAGGAUGCGAGCAGCAGUGUUAUUGGUAGUACGCCUUGCUACUGUUUGAGCUUUAUUGGAACACAUCCCAGUUAUGAAAGGCGUGGUGCGGCCACAAUGCUCAUACAGUGGGGUUUGGAGCGCAGCGUGAAGGAGAAUGUUCCGAUACAGCUCGAGAGCACCACAGUUGCAUGGCCGUUGUACAAAAGUCUCGGGUUUGAGGAUAAAAAGCGUAUUCUAAUGCAAUUGGAAGGGUUGAGGAAAGAUGGGCAGUCCGUCCUUUAUGAGGAAUUGUCUCUUGUGUGCAAGCCGGAGGUGGCAUCGACGAUCUUGAACAGAUUGACGCAUAAGUCAAAAACAGACUGA